This is a messenger RNA of Manis pentadactyla (Chinese pangolin), 587 nucleotides long. RefSeq names its product hemoglobin subunit epsilon 1 (gene HBE1). Gene Ontology annotation, molecular function: hemoglobin alpha binding; oxygen carrier activity; haptoglobin binding. Bases 19 to 462 code for a protein of 147 amino acids. Gene Ontology annotation, cellular component: hemoglobin complex; blood microparticle; haptoglobin-hemoglobin complex. The transcript has 3 exons. The record is from RefSeq and is a predicted model, not a curated record. NCBI's taxonomy places the organism in Eukaryota, Metazoa, Chordata, Mammalia, Pholidota, Manidae. Gene Ontology annotation, biological process: oxygen transport; hydrogen peroxide catabolic process.
GCUCCCAGACCUGUCAUCAUGGUGCAUUUCUCUGGGGAGGAGAAGGCUGCCAUCACUAGCCUGUGGAGCAAAGUGGAUGUGGAGGAGGCUGGAGGCCAGGCCCUGGGCAGGCUCCUGGUCGUCUACCCCUGGACCCAGAGGUUCUUUGACAAUUUUGGCAAUCUCUCCUCUUCCUCUGCUAUAAUGGGCAAUCCCAAGGUCAAAUCCCAUGGCAAGAAGGUGCUGACCUCCUUUGGAGAUGCUAUUAAGAACUUGGACAACCUGAAGAACACCUUUGCUAAGCUGAGUGAACUGCACUGUGACAAGCUUCACGUGGAUCCUGAGAACUUCAGGCUCCUGGGCAACGUGCUGGUGGUUGUUCUGGCUUCUCACUUCGGCAGGGAAUUCACCCCUGAUGUGCAGGCUUCCUGGCAGAAGCUGGUAGCUGGUGUUGCCAAUGCCCUGGCCCACAAGUACCACUGAGUCCUCUGUCCAGCUUGCCAGUACCCUUCUGUAUCCCCAACAUCCUCCUUCUUACAUGGGCACUGGGGUUUGGCCUUGAAAGAAGUUUUUCUUUAAUAAAGUACAUUCUAUUCAAUCACCAAAAA